Messenger RNA from Ostreococcus tauri, 6465 nucleotides. Its product is annotated as Armadillo-type fold. Bases 1 to 6465 code for a protein of 2154 amino acids. The transcript is spliced from 3 exons. The record is from RefSeq and is a predicted model, not a curated record. Gene Ontology annotation, biological process: maturation of SSU-rRNA from tricistronic rRNA transcript (SSU-rRNA, 5.8S rRNA, LSU-rRNA); positive regulation of transcription by RNA polymerase I. Gene Ontology annotation, cellular component: 90S preribosome; t-UTP complex; small-subunit processome. Lineage: Eukaryota; Viridiplantae; Chlorophyta; Mamiellophyceae; Mamiellales; Bathycoccaceae. Gene Ontology annotation, molecular function: snoRNA binding.
AUGGCGCCCGUCACCGCGCUCGCGAGCGCCCUGCGCGAGCUCAAGUCGCGGACGAGCGUCGAGGCGGGAGCGUCGGGAAAAUCGCGCGUCUCGCUGCUCCACGACGCGCGCGAGGCGGCGACGAUCGAUCGAGAGACGACGCACGCGGUGGCGGUGCGAGGAUUCGAGGAGCUGUGUCGACGAGAUGGACGAUUCGAGGCGCAUGCGCGAGCGCUGUUCAGUAAGCGCGCGGCGGAGGGACGGCACAGGGAGUUGGAGGACGCGGCGCGACUGGAGGCGACGAGCGCGGAGGUGCGGGCGUACCUGCGAUUGCUGAGUGGAUACUUCACGGAGAGAGCGGCGGGGGCGACGAUCGAGUGGUUGAUUCGAAGGUUUAAGGUGCACGUGUACGACGUGGACGAUCUGAUCGCGUGUGGGUUGCCUUGGCACUCGACGGCGGCGUUCGUGCGGUGCGUGCAGACGUGCCAGUUGGAGAACAGUAAGCACUUCAAGUGGUUGAAUGGGGUGAAGGAGACGGGGGCGCCGCCGCCGCGAGAGGCGUUAGCGGUGAGAUGCUCGAGGGAUAAGGCGUUUUUUACGUUUUGCGCGCAGAGCGCGGCGGAGAUGGCGACGACAAAGGGUAACGUUGGGACGACGUCGGCCUUUUACGCCGUUCUCAUCACGGAGGCACUCGGUUUGAUGCAGGAGGUGGAUGCGAGCGUGACGUCGAGACUACUGCCGUACCUCGAGGCUGGCCUCGCGUCGGCCGCGAACUCAGAGCAGUUCGCCGGUGCGCUCAUGGUGGCCACACAGUUAGCCGCUCGCACGCAAAUGGGAGCGCCUCUUGUCGAAGCCUUACUCGAGGGUAUCGUCAAGGGCACGCGCGUUCCGCUUCACUCGCAGUCGUUGCAGGCAAUGUUGGCGCUUUGCCAAACGCAGCGCGUCCGAGCCCUACCGGAGCGAGCGUUCAAGCACCUCGUGAAGAUCCCUGAGCUCGAGGAGCUCGUUGCUGAUUUGCUCCACAAUUAUCGCGCGGAUGCGUUUUCGCUUCCUCUCAUGCGUUCUCUGGCGGAGUUCGCAGAUGUGCACGCAAACUACGAACGCGUCUUGAGAGCGGUGAUCGAAAAGGUUCCGUUGAGCGGUAAGCACUUCAUCGUGAUCAUACCAAUAUUGCUCGCAACGGCGAAGAAGAGCGAUGAAGCGGGUGAGAUGGUGACAUCGGUGCUGAAACUGGCGGAUCAGCAUCGUCCGUUGGAGACGAGUGAGGCUGUGGAUUUCGUCUUCCGUGGCUCGGCGGCGAGGAAGAGCAAGGAACCAUCACCGGACAGCAGUGCGAAGAAGAAGGAUAAGUUAUUAGCCAGCGUCGAGGACGCUGCGUUCCUGCGCGCAGCCUUGCUGGGCUCGGCGUCUGGGCCGAUGCAGGGGCACGCUACGUCAAUUCACGCCGCGCUUGAUCACCCCAACGCGAGCCUGCGUGAGAGCGCAAUCGUGCAACUCGGCAAACUCGCGGUGGAAUCUCGUGAUGAGAAUGAUGAGCUCCCGUCCGCUCUCUGUCGUGGAUCUGCACUUGGGCCAGCGAUGCUUCGGCGCGUGACCGAUGAUGAUCCUCGCGUCGCCGCGGCAGCAAUGGAACUCGACCCCUUGCGUCAAAUGGUGAACAACGACGGAGCGCUCUUCGCCGCGGCAAAGGCACGAUUGGCCACAGCCAUGACAGUGCUCGUGUCGGGAGGUGCAAACGGUGAGAGCGAACGGCGAGUAGCGAAGAGAGCACUCCGUCUCACACUGGGUGUGCUUUCAAAGUCGGACGAUGGAAGCGCGCCUUCGGCGCUCGCGAGUCGGGCCGCCGCGUUGGCGUACGAACACGCACUCUUUUCAAACGAUCCGGCGCUCCGUAAUGUCACCAAGGCAGCGUUGAACGCCGCGCGAGGGUGCCCGCAUCCUUCUAUGGACGGCGUUCGAUCGGACGAGCUUCGUGGCGUCGCUGAAGAUAGCAAGUCAAACAAGGAUGGCGAUGCGCGUCGGGCGUUCGAGCACAAGUGUAACGAAGCCGUUUUAGCCGCCUUGGGAGAUUCACUUUCUAAGGAAUGGAGCAAAGAUGCAAAUGAGUGUGAUCGUGGGCUUUGGAUUCGAGAGGUGUACAGAGACGCCAAUGCUGUUGGGCGCGCGAAUUUGCUCAUGGCGUGCAAGCAUGCCGUCGAGAAGACGUCGGGAAAAUCCACGGCAAUCGCCGUUGCUCUACGUAAUACUUCGUGGUCCAUAAUUUCUGAUUCGUGGAGUGAAGACGGUGUGAGUGAGUCGCGUGGCAUCGAAAAUGAUGAGAUGUUUGCAGCCAACGCUUCGCCGGAUGCAAAGUUUGCUAGCGCUUUAAACGCGAGCGAGCCCGCGGCGCGCAGAGCUUUGCCCGCAAUUCACAGGUCGCUCUUGCGUGCGACGCUCGAUGGUUUGCCCAGAAAAGGGAGCGAUGAGGCAGAUAAAAUGUUGCCUUCCUGUUUCAGGCACCUGGCUAUGACUGAUGCGGUCGAUAAGCAGACGGGGCGCUCUAUUGAAACCAUGGAUUCGGUGAUUGGUGAGCUGUUGCGACACUUGUUGAGCGCUUGCGACAGAUGCUACGGCGGAGCGGGAUCGAGUGCUUUCCUUGCCUCGCAGUUCGCAAGUGAUCCAGCCUUUGUGGACCCCCGGGUUCAAGUUGCUGCCUUGGAGCUGUGUGCGUCGUGCUCAAAGAUGCCAUCCAUCUCGUCAGUCAUCGUCGCUGCGGCGUCGUCGUCAUCUCCAGUGCGCACCGCUGCAGCUGCACUUUUAUCCGCGUACUCUCGAGAGCAGAACGCGAGCUCAAUUGUCAAAUCCCUGGUGGCUGCCUCGGAUGAAAUCGCGCUCAAGGGCACUGCUGCGUUGUGCCGAGCAGUCGCGGAUGGCGUAAACAAAGCCCGUGCUCCUGGAGACGAAUUGGCCGCGUUCCUCGAGCCGGUGCAGGAGAUAGUGAGCGAACCGAUGCCGUCUAUGGAUGCGUACGGCGCGCGAUGUCUGAUCGCAACGACACGAGGUAUGGGCGAUGUGACGCGCAAGGCAUCGAUUCUGUUGUCCAUUUUAUCGUGGUGUGUGCAAGAAUCUGACGCGUCAACGGCAUCCAAGUCGUCGUUAGCGAUGGAAAUUUUGAACAUAUACACGCCCGAGUAUGCAAAGACGUUCGGUGCGUCCGGCGGCGAGGGAUGGAGAGUUUUGACUCGUUGCAUGGUGACGCCGUCGCCACCAGCUGUUCGUGCGUCGGCGUUCGCUAUCAUUACGCCUGAUUUCGUCGCUGAGCUCAAAUCGAAGCCCAAGGCGGAGCUCCUGUCGAUUUUGUUCUCGGCAGUAAACGCUGAUUCGGACGACGUCUCGAGAAGGGAAGCCCAAAACGCGGUCGAUGCGUUGGUGAUUGACUCGAAAGACGUGGCGAAGACCGUGAACGCCGCUUUGGAAUCAGUGCCUGCAUCGAAGACGCCCGCGAAGAAGAAGGGUAAGACAUCCGGUGAAGACGUAGCGGCUUCUCUUUCUCUCGGAUCGGCGGAGGCCAUGCGUGCGGCUACGGUUGCGCUAGAAGUGCUCGCGUGGAAAAUGGACAAAACGCAACACCUUGACGCGCUCGUUGGGCCGUGUCAACAUUUUUUGGAGGCGUUGAUGAACGACGCUGCUGCUCGCGCUAAAGCGCGCGAAACGGCGGAUGAUGAUUCGGACACGGACUCUUCUGAUGACGCGGAAGCCGGUACCGCUGCGGGUGGCUAUCUCGAAGCGCUUACGCUACGAACAUUGGAGUCGCUGGCCCAAGCGAGGGUGAAAGAUGCGCGUUGGAACGUGCCUCUCAUCAUUCGUGCCGUACGCGAAGUAGACGAAGGCGCCGCUCGAAGCGCAGCUUUGGCGUGCUUAGCAGAGAUUGCUCACGCGGCUCCUGAUGCUGUGCUCGAACACGUGUUCGACGUCGGCUCAGCGUUGUCUGAUCGUGCGGCGACGAGUGACGACGUCUUGUCUCAGCGCGCCCUAGAGAGCGCACUCGUUGCCGUCGUACCGGUAUGGUUGAAGAGCGGUGAGUCGCUGAAGAAUGUGGUUAGUAGACUCGUCGAGUCCCUUCCUCUGGCGCCGGCACGUCGCCGCGCGCCUAUCUGCGCUGCUUUGGUUCAAGCUUCACCUGAAGGUGAGGCGUUGCCCGCUAUCAUAUUGAAUUUGAUCCGACGCUCGAAGUCACUCGAGACGUCUGCGCGAGAGGCUCGAAUGCGCGUUGCUGCUGUUGUGGAUCAGUCCGACGCUCCCAUGGAAGAUGACGCCUGGGUUGAAGAACUGCUUGACACUCUACUUGUUCGCGAGGCACCACUCGGUGCUGUUAGUGCGCUCGUAUCCGCACUCAAGGAAUCCGCAUUGGAAGGAGGACGAUUUGUACGAGCGUGCGCUGACGCCGCCUCGAAGCAUUUGUCGUCGAUGCGUUUUAUUCGCUCGCAAAAAGUGAUCAGUGCAGAAGACACGGCAGAGCUUCAAGAAGGUUACGCGUCGUUAGCGUCGUCUGCUAUCGUAUUGUUGCAAUCAGUGGGCGCGAAGGAAGAUACACCGAAAGACAGGUCGAAAUCGAAGUCUCCUGGAAAGUCUCCAGAGAAGGCCGCAGCCAAGGCGGAGGCAAGCGGGCAGAACCUACUCAGCGCGCUCAAUGGCUUGCUUGCCCCAGGCCCGUUUUUGCGAGCGCUCACGCCACUUCUGGACCACAACGAGGGAAGGGUGCGGCGAAAGGCGCUUGCACUCGUCACCGAGCGCUUGCAGAACGCAAGCGAAGAUGGAGGCGACGAGGACGACGCGGAGACGCAAGCAGGCAUCGCCUUGCUGAGCGAGCUGUCUUCUUUGAUUCAGUCGAAGAGCGUGACGACUUCGCAAGCGGCGUUGAUGGCUUUAGAAGCCGCCGUCGUGCGAUUCAGCCAUGCGCAGGCGGCGACAAACCCAUUACUUUCGGUUGUCCCGGCCGUCAUAGCACAGUUGAGUGUUUCUUCUGCGACGUUGAGAGCUUCUGCGGCUCUUACUUUGGCGACAUUGGUGAAAAUUUUAGGAAUCCGUACUGCGUCAGUCAUCAACACUGCCAUGCCCGCUUUGCUCAAUACGUCAGUCGAAUGUGCGGACGCACUUCGAGAAAAGGAUCUCGACGGAGAGGUGUUUCUUGUCGUGCACUCUUGUCUGGCGGCGAUUCGCAUGUUUGUCAACAACGUGGCUGGUUUCAUAUCUCCAUUCCUUGGGGAUAUCAUCAAGGUCGCUUUACAUCCAUCCAUCGUGCCGAACUGCGGUGACGAUGAAUCGCAGGAAGCUAGCGAGUUGCGAGCGUUACAAGAACUAGCUCUUGCGAUCAGGGGUGAGCUGCCUCAAACCAUCGAGCUUCGCCUUCUGAUACGCCCUCUCGUGGAGUCGUGGGAUAUUUGUUUAACAUGUGGUGGCGAUGAAGGUGCUUCGUCGUGCGCUGCGCUACUUGAAAUAAUCUCCGCCGCUGGAGAUUCCGACAAGGCCACAAACGCUCACAGACAACAGCUAUUUAGCGUCGUUCUUCGGGGUCUCGACGUGCGCCGAGAAGGGCCGGUAGGUGCUUCUGAGAAAGCGCUCGACUACGUCGAGGCAAACGCCGUCUCAGCAUGCGUCACGUUGGCGCUCAAGUGCACCGAGAGCGAAUUCCUUCCGUUUUUCUUACAGUGUGUUGAGUGGGCACGAGCACGCGCUGGCGAAGCAAGCGUCACGCGAACGCGUCUUGCCGCAUUGUUUCGACUCGCCGCGUCGCUCGCCGAUGAACUUCGUGCCGUCUUCGUUCCGUUCUUCCGUCACUUGCUCGAUCUCGCGGCAGUUGCACUUGACAUUGGCGCAGACCCAUCUGAGGGGAAGAAGAAGCGCAAGAGCUCCGGUGCGGAGGCCUUGUCUGAGAACGACAUCUGGCGCAUGCGAAAAUGGACCCUCGCGGCAUUGCGAAGAUGUUUCCAAUACGAUAACGUCGGAUUCCUCGAUUCCAACCGUUACAACAUGCUCUACCCACUCAUCUCCGAGCAGCUCAAGGCGUCGCCGCCGACGGACUCCGAAGAGGACGAUUAUGAUACAUUCAUGCGCGAGGGUUCGUUUGGCGUCGAAGUCGUCGGCGCUUGCGCUUCUCUCCUUUGCGCUGCUCCCGAUGACGCGCAUUGGAAACCCUUGCAUCGCGCCAUUUUGAUGACUGGACGCGAAGAAAAGGUGCGCUCGAGAGUUUUCACCAUACAAGCCAUCGAGCAAAUCGUGGAUAAGUUGCAGGAAGAGUACCUAGCUCUCCUUCCAGAGGCGAUUCCGUUCAUGGCGGAGCUGAUGGAAGAUUUAGAACCAGAGAUUGAGCGCAUGGCGCGAAAGCUCACUAAGAGACUGUCUGAUCUCGCUGGUGAAGAUUUGAAGACGCUCAUGCGCGACGGUUUCAAACCGAAAGCAGAAGGGAAGAAAGAAGCCUCAGAUUCCGAGGAGUCUGAUUCGUACUAG